Molecule: messenger RNA, 1517 nt
Organism: Paramormyrops kingsleyae
Lineage: Eukaryota; Metazoa; Chordata; Actinopteri; Osteoglossiformes; Mormyridae
Source: RefSeq, a predicted model, not a curated record
GGGAAACUGCUCUUUGGUGGAGGAUUCUGUCCGCCCCUUGGUGACAUGGGGAAUCACCAUGAACACCUAGACACAGCAGUGAUUGUACCAGUGUGUCAAACGGCGCCAAGAGCAAGACAAGACCAGACUGGGGGCCAUCGACCAGCACCUCCGAUUCCCCAGGAGCAAACACCCCAGCAAGAGCUGCCAUGUUCACCGUGAACAUUGCAUCAGCCACGCCACACCUGCAGAACCCGGCAGAACACCCCGGAAAGAAGCAACUCCCUGUCCCAGAACAAGGCCCCAGGGAGGCACGGAAGGUGGUGCUGCACAAAGGCUCCACGGGGUUGGGCUUCAACAUCGUGGGCGGCGAGGAUGGCGAGGGCAUCUUUGUGUCUUUCAUCCUGGCGGGUGGGCCAGCCGACCUGAGCGGAGAGCUGAGGAGGGGUGAUCGCAUCCUCUCGGUGAACGGCGUGAAUCUCCGCAAAGCCACCCAUGAGCAGGCGGCGGCGGCGCUGAAGAGGGCGGGACAGACGGUCACCAUCAUCGCCCAGUUCAGGCCAGAAGAAUACAGCCGCUUUGAGUCCAAGAUCCAGGACCUACGGGAGCAGAUGAUGAACAGCAGCAUGAGCUCAGGGUCAGGCUCCCUGCGGACCAGCGAGAAGCGCUCCCUCUACGUCAGGGCCCUGUUCGACUAUGACCGCACCCGUGACAGCUGCCUGCCCAGCCAGGGCCUGAGCUUCUGCUACGGGGACAUCUUGCACGUGGUCAAUGCCUCCGACGACGAGUGGUGGCAGGCGAGGCUGAUCACGCCCCACGGGGAGAGCGAGCAGAUCGGGGUCAUCCCCAGCAAGAAGAGGGUGGAGAAGAAGGAGCGUGCACGGUUAAAAACUGUCAAGUUCCACGCUAGGACGGGUAUGAUCGAGUGUGGCAGGUCAGUCAAACUAAAGCGUAAAAAGACAUUCAUCCUCUCGCACAAGUUCCCGUUUUACAAGAGCAAGGAGAACAUUUUGGAGGAGUAUGUGCAGCCUGACCAAUGUUUGACAUCUAACACGAGUGACAGCGAAAGCAGCUCAAAGGGCCAGGAAGACACCAUUUUGUCCUAUGAACUAGUGAUCCGACAGGAGAUUCAUUACACAAGGCCUGUCAUCAUCUUGGGGCCGAUGAAGGACAGGCUGAAUGAUGACCUCAUCUCAGAGUUCCCUCACAAGUUUGCCUCUUGUGUCCCACACACCACACGGCCCAGGCGGGAGACCGAGAUGGACGGUCAGGACUACCACUUUGUGGCAUCACGGGAGCAAAUGGAGAGGGACAUCCAGGACAACAAGUUCAUUGAAGCUGGCCAGUUCAAUGAGAACCUGUAUGGCACCAGCGUGAUGUCUGUGCGAGCAGUAGCACAACAGGGUCAACAUUGCAUCCUCGACGUGUCUGGGAAUGCCAUAAAGCGGCUGCAGCAAGCUCAACUCUACCCAAUAGCCGUCUUCAUCAAGCCAAAGUCUGUUGAGGCCCUCAUGUGAGUCUCGCAUGCUGUGCUAAGC